Molecule: messenger RNA, 789 nt
Organism: Botrytis fragariae
Lineage: Eukaryota; Fungi; Ascomycota; Leotiomycetes; Helotiales; Sclerotiniaceae
Product: putative acyl- n-acyltransferase protein
Exons: 1
Coding region: 1-789 (262 amino acids)
Molecular function (GO): acyltransferase activity, transferring groups other than amino-acyl groups
Source: RefSeq, a predicted model, not a curated record
AUGUCCAUCCCCCCUCCUCCCCACAAACUCUCCAUCCAACUUCCCCCCCGCGCCUACCUCCACACCUGGAAUCGUCGUCUGCCCGCCUCCUCCCAGCCCCACCCCUCCACCUCCCACAUCCCCAUUUUCAAAGACUCCUGCUCCGUGCGCGAACAAGUAUACGUGUACGAACAACGCGCCGUUCCACUCAUCCAUCAUCUGGAUAACGAUGAUGCGCGCUCUGUGCAUUUCGUUAUCUACGCACCUUGUUCCCUCUCAGAAGAUUCUCAAGACGCCUACAUCCCAGUAGGAACGCUCCGUCUCCUCCCCUAUCCAGAUACCCUCCGUCCUCUCCCCCACACUUGCAUUAUUGCCGGAUCUCCCACAGAAGAAAUCCCUCCCUCCUCAACGUUCUUUUUCCAGCCCUCUCCUGCUUAUAAAGUUAAUCCCGUAUCUACUCUACACGAUGGGAUAGAGCCUUAUGUACGACUUGGUCGAUUGGCUGUUUCGAAGGAGCAUCGCGGGAAAGGGUAUGCAGAUAUUUUGAUCAAAGCUGCUUUGAAAUGGGCGGGGGAGAAUCCGAGAUUUUCGGAAGAGGCGUUGAGUGAGGAGGAAAAAGGGACAGUGCCGGAGUGGAAGGGAUUAGUGUGUUUGUAUGCGAGGGAUGUAGCGGUGAGGACGUGGGAACGGAAUGGGUUUGUGGUUGAUGAAGGGAUGGGGAGUUGGUGGGAGGUGGGUGUUAGGAUUUUGGGGAUGGUGCAGAGGGUGAAUGUGAAGGGAGAUGGCGAGGAGGUGAAAUCAAGGGUAUGA